This is a messenger RNA of Dipodomys ordii (Ord's kangaroo rat), 927 nucleotides long. RefSeq names its product TBC1 domain family member 9B-like. NCBI's taxonomy places the organism in Eukaryota, Metazoa, Chordata, Mammalia, Rodentia, Heteromyidae. The record is from RefSeq and is a predicted model, not a curated record. The annotation marks the transcript as partial. The transcript is spliced from 3 exons.
CCAGAAGCACUAUCACAGGAAGAGCAAGAAGGCUGUGCAAAUGAGGACAUCCAAGAAAAAAGAGGAGGUACGGGAGGGAUCCCAUGGUCACCCCUGGUUCAUUGCAACCCCUCCCAGACGGUGGGGGAGCCCUCGGCCACCAGCACGUGCUCUUCCCUGUCAGAGAAGGGGACCAGCCCGCCCGACUACCGCCACUAUCUGCGGAUGUGGGCCAAGGAGAAGGAGGCUCAGAAGGAGACGAUUAAGGAUCUGCCUAAAAUGAACCAGGAGCAGUUCAUCGAGCUGUGCAAGACCCUGUACAACAUGUUCAGCGAGGACCCCGCCGAGCAGGAGCUGUACCACGCCAUCGCCACGGUGGCCAGCCUCCUGCUCCGCAUCGGCGAGGUGGGCAAGAGGUUCUCGGGCCCGGCCGGCCGGAAGCCCCCCCGGGAGGGGCCCCGCGGCCAGGGCCUGGCGGGUGCCGGUGCCGGUGCCGCCGCGGAGGACGACGAGGAGCCGCCGCCGCCGCCGCCGCCGCCGCCGCCCGGGCCCCAGCCGGACUCCACGCCCGAGCGGCAGCCGCCCGCCGCGGGGGACCCCCAGGCCAAGGCCGGCGGGGACACCCACGGGGGCAAAGUGGCCCAGGAGAGCCAGCCGCUGGCCGAGCGGGGCCGGGGCGAGGGCCAGGGCUCGCCGUCCCAGCUCCCGUCCGACGACGAAGCCAAAGACGACCUGUCCAUGUCUUCCUACUCGGUGGUCAGCGCGGGCUCCCUGCAGUGCGAGGACCUGGCGGACGAGGACGCGGGGCCGCCGGGCGGGGAGGCCCGCAGCCCCGCCGCCGCCGCCGCGCCCCGCCCGCGCCCCGGGGGCGCCGUGGACGCCGACUGGUGCAUCUCCUUCGAGCAUUUCUGGUGUUUCGUGCUGACGGAGGCGGCGCUGGUCACCUUC